UCAAAAGCUUUGCCUCUCAUUAGUGAUCAUCGACCACCAACACUCAGCAAUGGAAGAAGAGGGGCAAGAAGAAAAAGAACAAGAGUACUGCAUCCUACUACCACAAGCAGACUGGUUCAUAAAAGUAAUAUCUUUCCAAGCAGAUAUAAUAUACAAUUGCAUUCUAGCUCUCUUAUCACCUUUCAUGCUCGUCUUUUCCGUGGCCUUUGAAUCCUAUCGCCGCACUGAAGCAGCCAUAGCAAACGUGGAGUCGGCAGUUCUUAAGGUUCCCUCUAAAAUCACACGUGGUAGCUUCAUCUUGGUGAGGAAGAUAGGGGUAGGAGUUGUGGGUGCUGUUCAUGUUCUCAUUGUUUUGGUAAGUGUAAUGCUGUUGGCUGGAUUCUUGGGUGUUGGGUUGGUGCAACUGUGGACGGAGGAGCCUGUGUUGCUGAGACAGAGACUGUUCUUUGAUUACACUGAUAUGAACCCUAAGGCUGUGUUCAUGUUUGGCGGGGAUGUUGGAAGCAUCAUCAAGAAGAGACAAAUUGGUGUUCCAAUUGGGCAUACCUUUCACGUUAAUUUGCAGCUUUUGAUGCCUGAUUCUGACUAUAACAGGCAAGUUGGGAUGUUCCAGUUGACAGCGGAAAUUUUAUCAAGCAAUGAAAAUGUGGUGUCGAAGUCUAGCCGGCCAUGUAUGUUACCAUUUAGAAGCCUUCCAAUUCGGCUAUUGCAAACAUGUCUCAUGAGCAUACCCCUUGUAUUAGGAAUCUCUGCAGAAACCCAGAAGAUAUCUGUUGAAAUACUAAAGCACAAGGAAGGUUAUCCAAGAACUAAAGCUAUCAGAGUGACUUUGAUUCCAAGGGCUGGAACAUCAUAUCUCCCACAACUGUAUGAAGCUGAAAUCCUCAUGAACUCUCGGCUACCGUGGACAAAGCAAUUGGUGCGCAACUGGAAAUGGACAAUUUCUAUAUGGGCAACAUUAUACAUUUACAUUAUGCUUGUUAUAAUUCUCAUCUGUUGCUGUAGACCACUUCUCUUCCCAUUGACAAUACAGAAUUUCAGCGACCACGACGGCGUCGAUAAAAAUUCGAGCACGAAAGAAAACAUCGAGUCGGGGAAGGAACUGAAGGAUGAAAGAGAAGUUUCAGACUUACUGAGAAAAUGGCAGCAAAGGAGGAGGAAGAGAAGGGCAAUCUUUCUACAGAAGGAUACAGCAGAAACGGAAGGAUCAUCAGCAUCAAGCAUAAGCGUUACCAGGGAAGAUACGAGUGUGGCAGUGGAAGAGGACAUCGGAGAAUCGGAGUCUGUGUGUUUAGGUGAUUGAUUUUGGUGUAAUUUCAGUUGUGUAGUAUUCAUUAGAGCCUGCAACUAGCCUUCAGCAAUGUAGCUAUAUAUGCUGUGUUGGGUUUCUUCA
Molecule: messenger RNA, 1393 nt
Organism: Hevea brasiliensis (rubber tree)
Lineage: Eukaryota; Viridiplantae; Streptophyta; Magnoliopsida; Malpighiales; Euphorbiaceae
Product: seipin-1
Exons: 2
Coding region: 50-1303 (417 amino acids)
Biological process (GO): lipid droplet organization; lipid storage
Cellular component (GO): endoplasmic reticulum membrane
Source: RefSeq, a predicted model, not a curated record